CUACUGGCCGAACUUAUUUUUAUUCAUUUAUUUAUUUAUUAUUAUUUAUUUAUUUAUUUAUUUUUUUUGGGUAAGAUUUAUUGAAUUUCGUCUAUUUAAUUUUUGGGGCUAAUGAAUCGACGCAGACGCAACCAUUUCGACGAUUACGUCCUAAUUAAUAUCCCAAGGAAUCCCGUUAUGAAUAAUUCCGAAACAAUCAUUAAAAAGUCCUUUUUGGACUUUAUGUGGCCAAGAAUUCUGGAAGAAAAUGUUUGUGAAAUUAACAGGGAAAAUAAAACCAAAUUUUUCAUUCCCGAAGUGAAAUUUGAUAAUCUCUGGGCUCACAGUUUGCUGGCAGCGAAAUGUUAUGGAGAAUAUCGAAAACCUUUGGAAUUAGACGCUCGCAACGAGCAAGCAACUGGAGAAAAUCAAAAUGAAUUGGAAUUGGAACAGAUGCCCUAUCGUACACCAGUUCCGACAAUAAUGCCAUUAGACCAGCAAUUGGCAAACAUUGAACGGGAUAGGGAAAUACGAAAACAAUUAGCAUAUGAUUUUGUUAAUCGCACUGUUCCCUGGUAUAUACAACGUUCUGGUCCUAAGGCGAAUUUCCAAAUAUCGAAUGAAAUGAAAUCGAAAUUUUCAAAUCUUUUUGAAUUUGAGAUUUUAGAAAAUAUUCAAAAUUUCCAAUGCCAAUUGAUGAUUAUCGAUGUGGCAAUAGAUUUUGGUCUUCGCGAAGUGGGACGUUGUCUGAAAUUCUUGCCAUACGUCAAAGUUAUAGCAGUUGUUCGCAAUGCAGACCUAUGUCGUCAGUUGGUGAAUUAUAAUUGUGGAAUUGCGGUCACCAGGAUGGAAGACAAUUUGGAGAAUUCCUGGCAUGAUGAAUUAAAUCGUUCUCUCAACAUGGGCAUCCAAUUUGCUAAGGAUAAUCAUCUGUUCGAAAAUAUGGCAAAGCCUUUUGUGUUUGUAUUUGCAAAUAAUCGUAAUUUUUGUGCGUGUGAUAAAUUUAAAGUGUUGAGAGAAUUUUAAGUGUUUUUAAAAAUAAAUAUGAGAUUGAUUUAAAACUGA
Musca domestica (house fly) is the source of this 1044-nucleotide messenger RNA. RefSeq lists its product as uncharacterized. NCBI's taxonomy places the organism in Eukaryota, Metazoa, Arthropoda, Insecta, Diptera, Muscidae. The coding region runs from base 112 to 1005 and encodes 297 amino acids. The record is from RefSeq and is a predicted model, not a curated record. The transcript has 2 exons.